UGUUAUUCAUUUGCUCUCUUUCUCACAUCUUCACAUCUCUCAACCAUUCCAUCCAUGCUCUCUUCCAAACACUGACACUUGUCUUCGUCUUCAGUAGCCACAACCCACAAGAGAGAGAGAGAGAGAGAGAGAGAGAGAGAGAGACAGAGAGCCAUGUACGCAGAGCCAGGGCUGGUGCUGUCGUUUUCUCAAGAAUCAGCAUACGUUGGCGUGGAUCACCACCAUCUCCAUCUCCAUCUCAACGCCGAGGAGCUGCACCGACGUUUCCUCAGUGAUUUAUCAACUGUUGCUGCUCCUGCUCCAUAUAUGGGAAAUCUAGGCCAAGCUACUGUGUCAGAGUAUGAUCUUGGAGGAGAAGGAGAUCUGUUCAAGGCUCCAGAACCAAUUAUUGAGGACCAAGUUCUUUCACUUGAUCCCCUGACAGCUGCAAUUUCUAUUAUUGCUGGAAAUGAAGAUGUCAUCACCACAGAAACCAUAGAAAGUGCAGAGAUGCACUCCAUGCAACAAGGAGAUCUACUUAGUGAUGUCUUCUAUGGUUGCAAGGACUUCCUGGCAAAGGCUGCAAUUGAAAAUUUUGUUUCUGAGGUGCCUAACUUUGCCAUGCCCUCUUUGCCAAGUGAGAAAACACAGGUUUUUGGUGGAGAUGGUGCACCUCAGGAGAUACCACUGCAGAAAAGUGUUAGUUCUGGAUCUCUUAUUAGCUCAGGGGAGAGGAUCAAUAGUUGUCAUAUCCGACCAAAUUUUCUUGAUUUUCAAGAAUUAGAUCUUGGAGUUGCGUUGAGAAGAGCAUACAGUGAAGGAGACAUUCAGACUCUUGGAAACAAGAGGCUCAGUUCUGGUGCAACAAGUAUUGUCCAUUAUUCAUUAACCAUAGGCGAUGCCAACUUAAAUGACAAGAUUGAAGAACGAAGGCAGAAAAUAUCCAGAUAUAGGAAGAAGAAGAGCAAGAGAAACUUUGGCAGGAAAAUCAAGUAUGCUUGCAGAAAGGCUUUAGCUGACAGUCAACCUCGGGUGCGCGGACGAUUUGCAAAGACAGAUGAAUGUGAUGCCCCAAAGCCACACAAAUAAAGGAGUGCAACAGUACAUAAAAGUGAGGACCUAGUCAGUGAUUUGCUGCAUUUCCAGCAUUCCGCUGGUGAUCUUCCACUUCCAGUCAAUGUAAAACUUGAGAGGGUAUGUAUGCGAUCUCGCUGUUGUAAAAAUAACUCGAAUAAAAUGAAAUCAGGAAAUACAUGGCUGGCCCUGUAUUUCUUUCUCUCAAUUUUGCAUCAAACUCAAACAAUACUGCAGUUUGCUUAUUGGAUGAUUACAUAUAUGGUAUGAUGCAUAAUGCAUCUGGCAUUAGAUCAAGAGGUUGAGAUUGUGAUUUGGAUGUAAGUGAAAUGUUUGUAAUAAUUGGGUGUCCAGGUAUAUAUGAUUUCAAGUGUAAAAUA
Molecule: messenger RNA, 1433 nt
Organism: Dioscorea cayenensis subsp. rotundata (Guinea yam)
Lineage: Eukaryota; Viridiplantae; Streptophyta; Magnoliopsida; Dioscoreales; Dioscoreaceae
Product: zinc finger protein CONSTANS-LIKE 5-like
Exons: 4
Coding region: 154-1068 (304 amino acids)
Biological process (GO): regulation of flower development
Cellular component (GO): nucleus
Molecular function (GO): protein binding
Source: RefSeq, a predicted model, not a curated record